Molecule: messenger RNA, 838 nt
Organism: Phanerochaete carnosa HHB-10118-sp
Lineage: Eukaryota; Fungi; Basidiomycota; Agaricomycetes; Polyporales; Phanerochaetaceae
Exons: 1
Coding region: 188-394 (68 amino acids)
Source: RefSeq, a predicted model, not a curated record
GCUCAUAGAGGGCCUUUGCCGCCACAUAUUUAUCUGGAAUAUCUCGAUGGUGCCACCACGAUGCAGUUGAAUAGCUCACGGGAAUACAUGUCUCUUCCGGGCUCUCGUGGGUCUUGCAAGCUCCUCAGAAACUUCCUGCGCCCAUGUCCCGUCCGUUAGCAACGCACCGUAGAGUGCACCAGUGAGGAUGGCGACACCUACAAGGCUCGCGGUGGUGUUGGUAAGGAUGCACGCAAGAAGCGAAGGAAGAACGUCCCACCAUCGCCAUCUUUUCCAGCGAUUCUUCGUCAACCUGCGGUGCUGCUUCGCCUCCGGUACCCCAACCAUCUCUUCCACUGCCUCCGCAGCAUUCACCUACACCCUCCCAGCAACUUCUACCGCACAACUCCCCUAAUUUCCCCUCCUAGCAAAGAUUUGCAGCCGUCUCCGAUUUCUCAUGAGUCUACCAGCAGGCACCGUUAUAUUAUAGCCAGGUCAUCCCAUUGGAUGUCUCGCGCGGACAGGACGCCUUCCUUCGUGCGGCGAAUACCCAGCAGGACGGCUGUUCGCGACACGUACUCGACGUAGUCCGCUCAGGACGAUUUGCUUGUGGCAGGCGCGUGGUGGCCGGACCUUUCUCAGCCACUCCCGCCGUCGUCCCCUGUGCUUCCACCGCGGGCGCUCACAAGUGCUAGCAUGAAUAUCAGCCCAGCAUACAAAGCCAUAGACCCUGCUCUUGGCAUGGACCCUCAGGCAUUCGCUCGGGGCAGGAUGGGCGCCGUCGAUCCGCCGCUGCUUGGCACGCCUUUGGCACCGCCACGCGCACGCUCGCUGACUACAACAUCAAUGCCUCCUCCGG